CAAGACUGUGGCAUUCCAAGAUUCCACAGACGGCAUCCCACCAACACGGCUAGCAACGCUUUGUACUACGUCUUCCUGGUCGAAUUGUGUACCGCCGACAUUCAAGAGGCAUUCGCCUGGCACCGCGCCGAUAUACCAAUCCACUUCACUUUCAGCAUCCACAGCCUCGCCCACUUCUGGCCUGUUGUAUGAGCAACACCGAAAUCAAGAUGACGACACGAUCUUCCUCAAUCGACGCGCCUCGUUACUCUCCCGACGAGCUGCUCCAUCUGAGAUCCUCCCUUCCAGUGCUCAAUUGUGUUAUCAAUAAGCUCAACAGGCAUCCUGACAUCGCUUCUAUCGUGCGACUUCCUGAGGAAGCCUUUAGAGACCCGGACAGAUUCACUUGUGAGUCUCGAAGCCUCGUGGAUGUCACGAAUGGACGGAACAAACAGCACAUGAUCAAAGGACACGUGGUUGAAUCCUCGGAGGAGAGUGAAUACCAGACAAUUAGCUCCAGAAAGGCGAAUCGCAGCUCUGACGAGGUCAAGUGGAACUUCCGUCGCCGAGACGCGUCCGACCGAACCUCCCAACCUCAUUCUGCACCAACUGGCGUAGCUGCGCAACAAUCGGACAACUUCCAGAGAUUCUACAGAGCUGUUGUUUCUCCUACUCACGUUCGGGUCACUGCUGGUGGUCGUAUUGUACCAAAUACGCGCACAUCGGCACCGCCUGUCUUUGAGUGGAAUGGUGAAAAGUUCCAUUUUGAGACCAGAAAGACUGAACCCGAUCGAGAUCACCAUAACCUCCCACCAAAUUCCUGGCAACAUAGCGCACCACCUCCUCAGGGAUUCCCGCCGUCGAUUCCAGGCGGUUUCCUCCCUCACUACAAUCUUUUGCCACGGGCAAACCCCAUCGCCAUGGCCACAAUGUCUCCUCCGGUCCAACCUGGCCUUCUCACCACCAAUAGUCAACCACCGCCAGUUAGUGGUGAGAAUGUUGCUGCUUCUCACCAAACCAACUCCCUGCCACAGCAGAUCAAGAUCUCACCACCCACUCAAUUCGACCAGACCAAGCCAUUCAUGUACAAUGGUCAUUUAGUCUACCCAGUACAACCUGGAUUUCAGCCUCCUCCAGGCGCGCUUCCUGUCCCCAUGUCCAUGCUUGGAAACCCGGGCUUCUUGCCUCAGAAUCCCAUGACUGCUCCCACAGGAUUCUAUCCGCCUCAGUUUCCAGGUACCUUGGCGAGCAUGGCGAACCCAUUCAUGUUUCCACCAGGCCAGCAACUCCCAAUGGUAGUACCUAAUGGGUUGCAACCUGCAGAUAAUGUACCCUCGCUGGCGCCAUACCUGCCGUUCCUGCCUCCGACCAUGGUCUCAAUUACGGAACUCGUCAAAUCUCAAAUUCAAUUCCUCCAAAGUGGCCUCAAGCAGAUGGAACAUAAAAUGGGCAACAACAAACACCAAGUUGAGGAGUCAUUCAUGGAGCAUCAGCGCGGCCUUAUCGCCAGUCAGAUCGGUAACUUGGAGGCCAUGCUCGAGACCCAGCUUGCUCAAGAGGGUGCAAUGAUUGCUCAACGCCGAGACGAGCACGGCGGCUUAGGCAUAUCGGUCCCAUCCAGCAAGGAUAUCACAAUGCCCAGUCUCACCUCAAACAACACAAUUGUGGCUCAACCGUCCAAGGAUACUUCUAUGUCUACUGGUGCGCAGGGAGAUUCACCAAAGCCAACUGCUGAGACUGAGACCCCCCAGAUCGAGCAGAGUAAUGGUAACAAGAAGCCUCUCGCUCGAUCUGACUCUACCACCAAGUCCCGAUUGACAAUGGCCGCUGCAAUGGCACCGCCAUUCCAGCCGCGUACACAAGCUGCAAUUGCGCAGGCUUCUCAAUCUCACCUCGCAAACGAGACCUCGAGAUCUGCUGUAACUUCGCCUAUCGAAGAUAUUCUUUUCGAGACGCAAGCCCAGAUUGAAGCUCGUCUUCUGGCUAAGUCUUCUACUGACUGGGGUUAUGGUGGUUUCCCUGCUGCCACGAAGAAUGUUACGCUUUCUAGGACUCAAAGUGUUCAAGAAUCGUCCAACCAACGCCAGAUCGAAGCACCACUUCCUGUGCUCCAGAAGUUCAACACAUUCCAUGGCGAAACAACAACCAUGGCUCCGGCGAGCCCACCGAUCAUCUCUCCGAACGCAGUACCAUAUCUUGUUGGUAAGCCUCCAAAUGGUGUUUCUGCCAGUCAGGUUAAAGACUCGGACUUUGUCUAUCCCCGCCACCUCACACAAGACGAGGUUCGUGCACGAUUUUUGUAUUGGGGAAAGGCUCCUCGUUCUGUCCAGAGUGGCUUGCCAAAAUUCGAUGGCAAAGACUUCUAUCCACCAUCUCCAGUCAAGCAAGACGCCCAAUUGGCAACUGUCACUCCGAGCAACAGCAGCAGUGCAAUAGUUCCCCAGCUGAACUUCGAAAAACUGUUUGAUUCUCCAGCACCGUCGCCCCAGCGCAUUGUCCCUUCUGAAAGAAUUGCUCAGUAUAAUCAAGUCAGUAUUCCCAACCAGCCAGCCAGCUUCGGAACUCCUGAUCAUGGUGAAUAUGGAUCAUUGUCAUUCCAUCCCAGUUUCACUGGUCUGUCCCAUUGGUCGACCCACGAUAGUCGUCUUGAAGAUCUCCCACAACAGCCACAAACUCCAUCUCGUCCCACUUGCGCUCGCAAUUUGGUCAUUUCACCAGUCACUGAAGACUUCUCUCAUCUGUUCCUCGAGCGUGGAGUGCCGGGAUACAAGUCGCCAUCUCCACUGCACAAUAACACGACGGAGUCUUUGGUGAAAUUUGAGAAGGAGCCUGUUACGCCCAAAAACCCUGGUUCUCCUAGCGAGAGUGAUCGGGAAUUAGAGACUGGAAGAGUUAACUCCGAGAUGCAAACCACCGCUGAAGUUGUUGAGAAUGAUGCAUUUAGUGACAAUUCAUCGGUUGAGUUCCACCUUUUACCGCAGAAGACACGCUCGCCAAGAACUUCUCACGAGGCCAGCUUUGCCGAACGUGUUGAGAAUUUCCGAAGCAUUGAGCAGCAGACACUUUUCUUGCAGAACAUGCUGAAGAACACCACUCAAACACAAAUGACCAGUCCAGCCCUGUCGGGAGCAAUCUCAUCAGCAACAGCUCAUGGUUACUUGCCUCAGUACCGCGGCUCUGCGGCUGCCUCUCUUGCGCCUGCUAUGGUCAAUUUCGCCACGGGUGAGCGUGACAGCGAACGUUCAACGGCGAAGCCUGAAAUUACGCAUGACUCUGGUGUUGCUCCGAGCAUUUCAGCCAACCCCUUGCCAGAGAACCGUCCCUUGAACGUAAAUCGUUUCCAGCGACCGACGCCUCCGCCUGCAGAGACCAUGGGAGCCGAGGAGUACAUGCGAUAUCUUACCCAGAAGGACGAGGCCGACAAAAAGCUACUCGAGAAGCAAUGGAACACUGAUGAUAGCGGCACUGGCCCUGUCUCUGGUUCUGACUGGUAAAUCUCUGACUCCCUCCUUCCGGAGUUCAUUGCAGCGAUCAUUGUGUGAUGGUUCUUCUUGAUAAUAGCGGUCGUCUUGUGCCGAGAAGAGGUCACACUUGUCACGGUCUCUCACGGUCUUGUAUCAACAAUCCAUCCCAGCAAUCUUAAGCCCGGUAUUGUCACUGGUUGCAUCUAUGUUCUUCACUCUACCUGUCUAUGCAACUCUCACACCUCAACUUUCGGGCUCAAGGGCUGGGGGCUGGGAGAUAAAGGCCGAUACAUUGUAUCGAUACUGAUAUUGUUUGCAUGGCAACAUUCAUUUCCCCUCAUUUGCCCUUUUCCACGGCUUUUGCCCACAGCCAUGUAUGAACUAUUGUUGUAGGAUUAUUUUG
Messenger RNA from Hyaloscypha bicolor E, 3846 nucleotides. RefSeq lists its product as uncharacterized. Lineage: Eukaryota; Fungi; Ascomycota; Leotiomycetes; Helotiales; Hyaloscyphaceae. The record is from RefSeq and is a predicted model, not a curated record. The coding region runs from base 189 to 3473 and encodes 1094 amino acids. The transcript has 3 exons.